AUAAAAUAGGCUGGGCAUGUAGCACUGUGAGAUGGAUGAAUGCAUUGAAAUAUAGUAAAGAAAAGACAUCACUUGGGAGACCUAUACAGGGAACAUAAAAUUGAAAAAGAAGGUUUGAGGUUGUGCACUUGUUUCAGGUGGUUCAUGACAAGGUCCAGCUGCAAAAUCUUACGAGUACUGUAAUGAAUACAGAGGUUAGAGAAGUUGAAGUCGUUUCAUGGCCAGGUGAUAAGACUGUCAGCUUUUCGAAGACCUUGCUCCAUCAAGUCACUUCAUUUUGAUCCAAGGAAUGGAAUGUUUGCCAAAUGUGUAAGCAGAUAAUAUGAAUUUUGGUACAGUGUGUACAUUGCAGUUACUUCAGCCAGACUAAGAGACUGCUGGAGGAGGACGAAACACUUUACUGCAUCUCCGCCUGGAAUGACCAGGGUUAUGAGUACACCAGCAGUGAUCCAAGCUUGUUAUACAGAGUUAUACAGAGUGGAAAACAUGCCAGGGCUCGGAUGGAUCCUUAAAAAAUCUCUCUAUAAAGAUGAGCUGGAAUCCAAAUGGUCAACACCUGAGAAGAAUUGGGACUGGGAUAUGUGGAUGCGGCUACCUGAGGUUCAGAAAGGCAGAGAGUGUGUGAUUCCAGACGUGCCUCAGACAUAUCAUUUCGGUGCUUUAGGUCUGAACAUGAAUUCCUACUUCCAAGACGUCUGCUUCAAGAAACAUUCUUUCAAUACUUUGUCAUAUGUGAAGCUUAAACAUGUUGACAGUGCUUCAAGAUCUGCGACCUUGAUGUUCGAGGUUAUCACAAGAGUAUGUGGAGACUGCACAUGAAGGGCAGUGAAUUGCUUGUCGUUGGACUGCCGUACUCAGAGUAUUCAAAAUUCAAACCAUCGAAUGUCACUCCAGUUUAUUUGGAAGAGAAGACUAAUGUCAGAUAGCAGAAGGUAACAGCAUUUAGAAGAUUCUUGGAUCCCACAUUGCCGUGAAGAUGAGCCUUCUGUGAUACAGAGAUCUUAAUUUGAAGAUAGGACAUUAUUUUAAGGCUUUAUCGUCUUGCCUGUGCCAAUUCAUUAUGAGAAACUGUAAAGAACUGUUCUUCUUAAGAUGCCAGAACUGUGUGCUGAUUUCUGCUCUCCGUGAUAUGUGACAGUAAAAGGGGAGUGUACAUUGUGAAUGUGUACCAGAAUGAAAAUAUUAUUGUAGAUCCAUAGAAAGAAGUAGGUAUACCAUCUGAGUUGGAGUUACCAAUUUACAAGUACAGUAAAUUCCUGUUUGUCUGCUAUCCAGGCAUCCAGGAUUUUCAUUCAGCUGGCAAAAAUUUCUAAGAGAAUUAUAAAGUCAUUAAAAUAAU
Molecule: messenger RNA, 1339 nt
Organism: Cryptotermes secundus
Lineage: Eukaryota; Metazoa; Arthropoda; Insecta; Blattodea; Kalotermitidae
Product: protein O-linked-mannose beta-1,2-N-acetylglucosaminyltransferase 1-like
Exons: 4
Coding region: 418-819 (133 amino acids)
Biological process (GO): protein O-linked glycosylation via N-acetylgalactosamine
Cellular component (GO): Golgi membrane
Molecular function (GO): beta-1,3-galactosyl-O-glycosyl-glycoprotein beta-1,3-N-acetylglucosaminyltransferase activity
Source: RefSeq, a predicted model, not a curated record